AAAGAGCUUUGUGUGUUUUUGAAAAAUAAAUAUUUCAUUAAAGAUAACCAUUGCUCUCGACAUUUUUUCGUAACCUCCCUAGCACCUGGAAUCAACAGUCCACUCAUUAUGUAAAUGUCUAAAUGUAAAUGUAUUUGUUACAGUCAGUAAGUUCUCAAGUCUAUUAUUAAUGGAAUUGAGAACUAAAACCUUUAUCAAAGUCAUGAGAAGUCAUGUAAAAUCUAUGUGAAAACUGAUAUGAGACAUUUAAAUGUGCACAUCGUUUCUUCUACUGGCAUAACCACACCUCACACCUGGUGUCUGUCAUGCACCGUUGCUCUUGGCAGUGUUUCACUUCUGUAUUUUGGUACUUUUUUGGGACCUGGGUGUUACUCAAUGCUUCCGCUUGCUGCUUGCCCUGAUCACUCUGCCCUGUCAUUCUGCAACAUCUGUGCAACAGACUUCAAGCCUCGUCUCCACCUGACUGUAAGACACCAGACCAUGUAAAAGUACAACUCUGCCACCUAGCCUUAUAUGAAUAUAAUACACUUAGAUAUGAGAAAACGCAGUUGGUAACUUGACUAAAAAGGUAUGUAUAUCAUAAAAGACUAAAUCAUCUUAUAUUUGAAAAUUGUCCACAGCUAACUUUUAGAAUGAGGCAAGUAAUGGAUAUUUUCUCUAUCUCAGAGCAGCGGAUUGUCCCUCCAAAUAUCACACUACACCCUUUGUGGGAAGGUGAAUGUGGGGCCUCACCAGUCAGACUCAUCUGCACCCUAAGUGGCUACUUUCCUGACGGACUGAAAGUGGAGUGGAAGCAGGACAACGCACAUCUAAGUAAUGUGGGUACCCAGAAGGUGUUGCAGAGUGUGGAAGGAGUGAAGAAAACCUUCAGUUUAAGCAGCGAGAUUGUGCCGAAUAUCAAAGAGUGGGCAGGUGGCUCAAUUUAUACAUGCAAGUCCGUUCAAAACAAUAAGGAAUUUAUAAAAACAACAAGUAUUUGUCAACUCCAUGCAAGUGCCCCUCCCUCCAUUCAUGUGGAGAUCCCCAGCUUCAAGACUGUAAUGAUGGCAGGAUCCACGGUGAACGCUACCUGUUUGGUCCACACUAUGUUUGAAGCCAAUGUGACCUGGCUGAUGGAUGGUGAAGAGACAGAAAGUAGUUCAGUGCAGAGUAACACAACUCAUAUUCUCAGUGAAGUGACGCUGACCUCAAGUCAAUGGAAACAACUUGUCUUUCUGACAUGUAAAGCUGACCAUAAGUGCUUCUCAUCCACUGAGAAGACUGUGAAUGUUGCAGGGCCUGCAGUUACAGCUCCAUUGGUUGGAAUCAGGAGAUCUCUAAAGGAUUUGCUGGAAGGAAAUAGUGCUGUGCUGAAGUGUGACGUCACAAAGCUCUCAUCACAUGACCUGUACGUCACUUUUCAGACCAACGGUGUUGACAUUCCUGGCCAACAGUAUGUCAAUCUUCCUCAAGCCCCAGGCCUCCAUUCAAUCAGUACAAGUUUCUCUGUCCCUAAAAGUUCCUGGAAUCAAAAUGCAAGUUUCACCUGCAAAGUGAACCAAGGCUUCUCCAACAGCUCUGAAUCAAACUCCACUGGCAAUAUUUUUGUGGAGCCAUCAGUGGAACUUCUUCUGGCCCCCAGUGAAGAAUCAGGACCCCAGAGACUCUUGUGCUCUGGAUCGGGCUUCGACCCACAAAUCAAAUGGUCUUCUGAGUCUCAGCAAAGAUCUCCAUCAACUAAUGAAAUCAGCAUGGAUGCAGAUGGACGUGUGGCGGUAACCAGUCAACUUCAUAUCCCUCAAUCAGAGUGGAGCACAGGGAAGGUCUUCACUUGUGAAGUUUAUGACAAGUCUCUGAACAAAUCUCAGAGAAAGGACAUCAGUGUCUGCUCAGCUUGUUCAAGUGCCCCUCCCUCCAUCCAUGUGGAGAUCCCCAGCUUCAAGACUGUAAUGAUGGCAGGAUCCACGGUGAAUGCUACAUGUUUGGUCCACACUAUGUUUAAAGCCAAUGUGACCUGGCUGAUGGAUGGUGAAGUGACAGAAAGUAGUUCAGUGCAGAGUAACACAACUCAUAUUCUCAGUGAAGUGACGCUGACCUCAAGUCGAUGGAAACAACUUGUCUUUCUGACAUGUAAAGCUGACCAUAAGUGCUUCUCAUCCACUGAGAAGACUGUGAAUGUUGCAGGGCCUGCAGUUACAGCUCCAUUGGUUGGAAUCAGGAGAUCUCUAAAGGAUUUGCUGGAAGGAAAUAGUGCUGUGCUGAAGUGUGACGUCACAAAGCUCUCAUCACAUGACCUGUACGUCACUUUUCAGACCAACGGUGUUGACAUUCCUGGCCAACAGUAUGUCGAUCUUCCUCAAGCCCCAGGCCUCCAUUCAAUCAGUACAAGUUUCUCUGUCCCUAAAAGUUCCUGGAAUCAAAAUGCAAGUUUCACCUGCAAAGUGAACCAAGGCUUCUCCAACAGCUCUGAAUCAAACUCCACUGGCAAUAUUUUUGUGGAGCCAUCAGUGGAACUUCUUCUGGCCCCCAGUGAAGAAUCAGGACCCAAGAGACUCUUGUGCUCUGGAUCGGGCUUCGACCCACAAAUCAAAUGGUCUUCUGAGUCUCAGCAAAGAUUUCCAUCAACUAAUGAAAUCAGCAUGGAUGCAGAUGGACGUGUGGCGGUAACCAGUCAGCUUCAUAUCCCUCAAUCAGAGUGGAGCACAGGGAAGGUCUUCACUUGUGAAAUUUAUGACAAGUCUGUGGAAAAAACUGUGAGACAGAACAUCAGCAUCUGCUCAGUAACUCCAGCAUCAUCUACGACAGUUGGUGUGUAUGUUCAGGGACCACCACUCCAGGAGCUUAUGAAUAAGAGACGGGUGAAUAUCACCUGUCUUCUGGUCGGCCCGUCUCUUAGUGAUUUCUCUGUCAAAUGGAAAGUAGGUGACAAUAAUUCCCUGAAUGCCCUUAAGGAGCCACCAGUGAGUCACAGCAAUGGGACAGAGACUUUGUGGAGCUCCCUGAUUGUGUCGGUGGAGGAUUGGCAUGCAUAUAAACAUGUGUCUUGUGAGGCAAAGCACCGAUGUUCCAACAAGGGCUACGUGGAUCAUAUAAGCAAAAGCAGAGACAUGUACCAACCAUCAGUGAAGAUAAUACAACCGACUACCUCUGAACUGUCUACAUCAGACGUCAACACACUAAUUUGCGAAGUUUCUGGAUUUUUCCCGGCCAACAUCAUAGUGAACUGGAAAGAGAAUGGCCAGGAACUCCCCUCUACUCGUUACGCCAACAGUCCUGCAUGGAAGUACUCCGGGAGCAGCACUUAUUCAAUGAGCAGCAGACUAAACCUUUCAAAAACUGACGACAAUGAGUCUGCGUAUUCUUGUGUUGUUACGCACGAGUCAUCUGAAAAGCCUUUUGAAAGCACUAUGAAGGAUGUUUUCGCCACAGUGACAUACAGCAAACCUUCGGCCACCAUUCUCCAGGGCUCUGGUGAACUUGUUUGCUUGGUCUUUGGCUACAGUCCAGCGUCCAUACACAUCACUUGGUUCCUCGACGACACCAGGGAACUGUUGCACUACAACACUAGUGAACCCCACAGAGGCCCAAAGGGAACGUUCAGCAUCCAAAGCCACCUUAGUCUGUCUCAAGUCAUCUGGUUCCCUGGGGCCAACAUCACCUGCAGGGUGACGCAUGCAAACACCAGCAUAUCCCUGAAUUCAUCAAAACCAGACAACUUGGAGGACUGUAAUUUUCUAGAUGACAUCCUGCAUGCAGAUGUGAACCAAGAAACCGGUGUUGAAGGCUGGUAUUUGGCUUUCACUUUUCUCCCGUUAUUCCUCAUCUCCUUCAUCUAUGGUGUCUUUGUUACCAUGUUUAAGACUAAAUGAUGAUACCAUUUUAUGAUCCAAAUGUGGACUCUUGAGGAUUUUUAAAUUGCAUGUGGCAUACAAUGUUAAAGUGUCAUGGAUUUUCAUUUUUAAAUAUCUAUUGUUAGAAAACUGUUCUAUACUAUAUUCCUUUUGUUCUUUAUACGUUUCAUUCUGUAUUUGGUGUGGACACACUAUUGCAUUUUUAAAAUAAACAAUAACAUUUGAAAAACA
Molecule: messenger RNA, 4061 nt
Organism: Trematomus bernacchii (emerald rockcod)
Lineage: Eukaryota; Metazoa; Chordata; Actinopteri; Perciformes; Nototheniidae
Exons: 12
Coding region: 633-3848 (1071 amino acids)
Source: RefSeq, a predicted model, not a curated record